UACUGUAUGACGUAAAGGGCAAACGACGUCGUAAAUCGGAGUCUUCUGCAUUCAGCAGUGGCAAGUAGAAACCCUCAAACGAUCAAAUUCACAAUUUCAAUUUGGUUUAAACCUCUUGCGAUUCACAGUCUCCUCCUUAUGGCUGGGAGAAACCGGAUGCCCCACCACCCUGAUAGUUUCCGAGGUGCCCAUGAAGAUCCACGUUCACUUCCACACGGGAUGCCAAUGCCACUUCCUCCACAUCCUGCGGUACUGGAAGAGGAACUUGAGUUCCAACACAGAGACAUUCAGAGGCUCCUUACUGAGAAUAGACAUGUCAUUGAUGACAAUGUGAUGCUUCAGAGGGAUUUGACUUCUGUGAAAGAUGAAAUUCACAGAUUGAAUCAGGUUAUCCCGAAAAUGCAUGCUGAUAAAGAGGCCAGAAGAAGGGAACUGAUCGAGAGGGCAAUGAAACUAGAGGCUGAACUUCGCUCCGCUGAACCUCUGAGAGUAGAGAUUGUGCAAUUAAGGGCGGACACACAGAAAUUGAGUGCACAAAAUAAGGAACUAUCGUCCCAGGCUCAAAAUAUGACAAAGGAUAUUAAUAGACUUCAAUCUGAAAAUAAGCAAGUAGCUCCUAUGAAGUCUGACAUUGAUAAGAUGCGCAAAGAGCUGGUUGAUGCGAGGAGGGUAUAUGAAUAUGAGAAGAAAGGAAAUGAAGAGUUGGCAGAACAAAAUAGAGCCAUGGAGAAAAACCUUAUUGCAAUGGCUCGAGAAAUUGAAAAGCUGCGUGCUGAACAAGCAAGUGCUGACAGGAGGGGUGCUGGAGGAUAUGGACUUCUGAAUGGGAGCCCUGAAACAAGAUACCCAGGCCCAUAUGGGGAUGUAUAUGGCCCUGGCCCCUGGGGAUCAUACGACAAACGCGGUGGUCCUCCACGACGUUAAUCCUUGUUCAGGGUCUGAAUUAUGGUAACAUAGUUAAUUCCCUCUAACGAAGUCAUGAAAUGGGAGUUUUACUUUUUCCGGCCUGGUAUUGUUUACGGCUUUCUGUUAUGAGUUAUGACAAUAAUCCCAAUGAGUAAAAUACUAGAUGCAAAUCUGAUCUUUGGUGCCAAGUAUAAAGGGAAAAGAAAAACAUAUCUUUGUGUGUAAAUUUGGUAGAGGACGUUCCAUAGAUUUAACUUUUGCUACUUCUCUUCUUGAAUUUAAACAAGAAAGUCUAUGCUACUCCAUUGCAUUA
Molecule: messenger RNA, 1219 nt
Organism: Salvia hispanica
Lineage: Eukaryota; Viridiplantae; Streptophyta; Magnoliopsida; Lamiales; Lamiaceae
Product: protein FLX-like 3
Source: RefSeq, a predicted model, not a curated record